This is a messenger RNA of Ceratitis capitata (Mediterranean fruit fly), 947 nucleotides long. Its product is annotated as pheromone-binding protein-related protein 6. NCBI's taxonomy places the organism in Eukaryota, Metazoa, Arthropoda, Insecta, Diptera, Tephritidae. The transcript has 4 exons. The coding region runs from base 146 to 619 and encodes 157 amino acids. The record is from RefSeq and is a predicted model, not a curated record. Gene Ontology annotation, molecular function: odorant binding. Gene Ontology annotation, biological process: sensory perception of smell.
CUCAAGCAUAACGCAACUUACAUAAAAUUCUGUGAAAUAGUGAAAAGUAAAAAAUAACAAUCUACAUACAUCCAUACGUAUAUACCUAUAUACGAAAUAGACGCGUUGGUUGAAAUACGAAAUUUCUACGGAAACGGAACUAAAAAUGGCUUUAAAUGGCAGUCGUCGGUCCCAGGCGUUCAACGCAUUUUUAAUUGUCGCCUUAGCGUUGUCGUCAACUCUGCUCAUGCACGUAGUUCAGGCACAGGAACCGCGACGUGACGAUAAAUGGCCUCCACCAGCGGUGCUCAAAAUGGCAAAAAUAUUCCACGAUAUUUGUGUUGAGAAAACUGGCGUAAGUGAAGAGGCUAUUAAAGAAUUCAGUGAUGGUCAAAUACACGAUGACGAGGCUUUAAAAUGCUACAUGAAUUGCUUGUUCCACGAAAUCGAUGUGGUGGAUGAUAAUGGUGAUGUACACUUGGAAACACUAUACAAUACGGUACCGGGUACUGUACGUGACAAAUUAAUAAACAUGGCAAAGGGAUGUGAGCAUCCGGAAGGUGAUACGCUAUGUCAUAAAGCCUGGUGGUUCCAUCAGUGCUGGAAGAAAGCUGAUCCUGUGCACUACUUCCUACCUUAAAUUAUUGGCGUUUCCUAUGAUGUUACCUAAAGCGAGUUUUACGGUAUGCGAAGCGUAUUGACUAAAAGCCCAUUAUUUGAUGCGUAUUGACGAACACAAUCUUAAAAAAAAAUGGUUCUGUGGAUAUUCAUAUUUUUUUAUUUAGGGAUUUUUAUUUAAUUUAGAGAAAAUUUUAAGUUAAAUUAAAGCAUUAUAAAAAGGUAUGUAACGAUUUCUGGAGAAGCUUUUAUUUUUUUUGCUAGCAAAAAUGGAUAUUACUAUUGUCGAAUGGAUAUCUUAGUUAACGAAGAAUCAAUAGAUCAAAGAAAAUAAGAACAAGUAAAAAAUU